Ananas comosus (pineapple) is the source of this 1539-nucleotide messenger RNA. Its product is annotated as GDT1-like protein 2, chloroplastic. The record is from RefSeq and is a predicted model, not a curated record. Gene Ontology annotation, biological process: calcium ion transmembrane transport; Golgi calcium ion transport; Golgi calcium ion homeostasis. Gene Ontology annotation, molecular function: calcium ion transmembrane transporter activity; manganese ion transmembrane transporter activity. The coding region runs from base 221 to 1300 and encodes 359 amino acids. The transcript has 10 exons. Lineage: Eukaryota; Viridiplantae; Streptophyta; Magnoliopsida; Poales; Bromeliaceae. Gene Ontology annotation, cellular component: Golgi apparatus; chloroplast.
AACAGUUCUAUCCUCGACGUGCCACGUGCGAGACGAACGUCGCGACCUCCUCCUCCUUCGACCUCGCCCGACCCUUCUCUCCCUCUCUCUCUAGUCCCUACCUAGUAGUAGUAGUGACUACAGAGCGGGAGAAAAAUCCGCACUCAGAGCGGAGAAUUAGGGUUAGGGUUACACGGAACGAUGGGGAAGGAUCUCUAGGAAGAAGAAGACGACGGCGACGAUGCAAUCCUGUAGCGCGCUCAACCUCCAAAUCCUCUCUUCCGUGAAACCUCCCUCUGCUCCGCUCCUCAAUUCGUCCCCAGAUCUACUUCUCGAUCGAAGAAGACGACGAAGAUCAUCCCUAAGUCCAUCGAUUUCAUUAAGAUACAGAUGCUUAUCGAGGUUUAGAUCGUUGCAUUAUAGCAUUAGAGCUCAAGCAUCAAAUGUCAACAUUGGAGCUGGGGGUUAUGGAGGCGAAGGAGGAACGAGUAGCCACGGAGAUAUGGCGGAUGGGUCUACAAGUGGAACUUCACCGAAAUCAGAAAAGCCUCUUUCAGGAGUUCGAUACCAGUUAUCUAUUGCUGGUGUGCUACUUAUAUCCAUGCUGGCAUUUUCUCUUAUUGUUACUUUGAAAGGAGGACCUUCUGCGGUCAUAGAUGCACUUGCAAAAUCAGGCUUCACUGCUGCAUUCACAUUAAUAUCUGUUUCUGAGAUUGGAGAUAAGACAUUUUUCAUUGCUGCACUAUUAGCUAUGCAGUAUAAGAGAGCACUGGUUCUACUUGGAUCAAUGGGUGCUCUCUCACUAAUGACAAUCUUAUCUGUCAUAAUAGGACGGAUAUUCCAAUCUGUGCCGGCACAAUUUCAGACUACAUUACCCAUUGGAGAGUACGCGGCAGUGGCUCUCCUUACAUUUUUUGGUCUAAAGUCAAUAAAAGAUGCAUGGGAACUCCCAUCAGAUGUUAGCAAUGGUGAUAAGAAAGAGACUACUGAACUUGGAGAACUUGUUGAAGCAGAGGAGCUUGUGAAGGAAAAGGUAGCCAAAAAGCUAACCAGUCCACUUGAGAUCCUUUGGGAGUCUUUUAGCCUUGUAUUCUUUGCGGAAUGGGGUGAUCGCUCUAUGCUGGCUACAAUUGCUUUAGGUGCUGCACAGUCUCCAUGGGGUGUUGCUAGUGGAGCCAUUGCCGGACACCUAAUUGCAACAUCUAUUGCCAUUCUGGGUGGAGCAUUUCUAGCCAACUAUAUUUCCGAGAAACUGGUUGGCUUUCUGGGUGGAGUAUUAUUUUUGAUCUUCGCGGCGGCCACUCUGCUCGGAGUUUUUUAGGAUGAUAUGGUAAGAAAGAUGCUUUGGAUAUUACAUGUUGUAUUCCAUUAUUAGAUAGAAUAGUUCGCACUUUUAACUUAUUUACGGCCAGUUUGGGAAUAAAUCUGUGUUAUUAAAAUAUGUAGUCGAUGAUCAUUUGUUUGAAAUUAGGCGUAACAGAUGCGAGUUUUGAUAUUGGCAUCAGUUUUAGUGAAGCAGCAUCCAUAAAUUCAUUCACUAGAUUGGGUGAGUCUUUUUCG